AUGGUCCACCAGGAGCUUCUGAAGACUGUCAUUGGCAAGCACGGCCUGCUGAGCCUGACUCACUUCACCCAACUCGUUGCUGCAGUUAUCUGCACUCUGGAGGGCGGAGUCGACACUAUUGCUUUCAGUUCAUCGACAUCGCCCCUCGUGCUCCGCCGAUGCUACCCAGAACAAGAAGAACCUGGACUCCACUCUGGGUGA
This is a messenger RNA of Penicillium argentinense, 201 nucleotides long. RefSeq lists its product as uncharacterized. The transcript has a single exon. The record is from RefSeq and is a predicted model, not a curated record. NCBI's taxonomy places the organism in Eukaryota, Fungi, Ascomycota, Eurotiomycetes, Eurotiales, Aspergillaceae. The coding region runs from base 1 to 201 and encodes 66 amino acids.